GCCCUUUCCUAGCCACUGUCAGUAACCACUUGAAGUAUUUAAAGACUGAAGGGUUCCUCUGGUUCAGACUCUUCAGCAAGAUACAGGAGGCAGAAGAACUCAUUCUGGUGUUGUCCUCAGACAACGAAAAGCUUCCAGAAUGCCAAAUUGGGGAGGAGGAGCCAAAUGUGGUGCCUGUGAUAAGACAGUCUAUCAUGCCGAGGAAAUCCAGUGCAACGGCAAGAGUUUUCACAAGACAUGUUUCCAUUGCAUGGCAUGUCGAAAAGCUCUGGACAGUACAACGGUAGCAGCUCAUGAAUCAGAAAUCUAUUGCAAAACCUGUUAUGGGAGAAAAUAUGGUCCCAAAGGAAUUGGAUAUGGACAAGGUGCAGGCUGCCUGAGCACUGACACUGGAGAACAUCUUGGUCUGAAUCUGCAGCAAUCAUCCCCAAAGCCUGCUCGUCCUUCUACACCUACCAACCCUUCCAAGUUUGCCAAAAAGUUUGGAGAUGUAGACAAAUGCCCUCGCUGUGGCAAGUCAGUAUAUGCUGCAGAGAAGAUAAUGGGAGGAGGAAAGCCUUGGCACAAGACAUGCUUCCGAUGUGCUUUUUGUGGGAAGAGUCUAGAAUCUACAAAUGUUACAGACAAAGAUGGAGAGAUUUACUGUAAAGUUUGCUAUGCAAAGAAUUUUGGACCUAAAGGAAUUGGAUUUGGUGGACUCACUCAAGUUGAAAAGCAAGAAUAAGCUCUCUCCCACCAAGGCUUAAACAGUAAUGCAGAGCAUAAGACGGCUACUAAGAACACUUUUUCAUUUAAUUGGAAAAAUUAAUAAGCUAUUUCUUACACAGCUUUUAUAGUAUAUUUUAGUGCCGGAAAGCAUUUCUUGAUGGCUGCUGUGCAAAACCAUUUCAGUUCUGAACACAAAAUACACAGCCUAAUGACUUAAAGUCAGAUAUUGUUACUUGUUUUGAAACAAAACAGAAUGAUAGUUCUGCUUUCUUGUACCCCAAAGAUACUUUACAUAUAGCAUGCACUCAAAAGGCUAUUGUUUUUAUGCCAAUUUAUAUAAUCUGAACCUACUCCCUACUUUACACUCUGUAGAAUUUUCUUAACAAAAUGGUACAUUAAAGAUAUGGUGUUGGUAUGUCACGAAAUAAAGGCAUUCAACUAUAA
Messenger RNA from Eublepharis macularius, 1152 nucleotides. RefSeq names its product cysteine and glycine rich protein 3 (gene CSRP3). Gene Ontology annotation, biological process: sarcomere organization; cardiac muscle contraction; muscle tissue development. Gene Ontology annotation, cellular component: nucleus; Z disc; cytoplasm. Bases 140 to 724 code for a protein of 194 amino acids. Gene Ontology annotation, molecular function: structural constituent of muscle; actinin binding. NCBI's taxonomy places the organism in Eukaryota, Metazoa, Chordata, Lepidosauria, Squamata, Eublepharidae. The transcript has 6 exons. The record is from RefSeq and is a predicted model, not a curated record.